Anopheles aquasalis is the source of this 2512-nucleotide messenger RNA. RefSeq names its product GID complex subunit 8 homolog protein Houki. The record is from RefSeq and is a predicted model, not a curated record. Gene Ontology annotation, molecular function: protein binding. Lineage: Eukaryota; Metazoa; Arthropoda; Insecta; Diptera; Culicidae.
AGUCUUUAUUUACUGACGGAAGGUUUUACGAAAAUCGUGGUACGGAAAAGAAAACGUAGUUGAUUUCCAUUCGCUUUGCAUUCGGCAGAAACAGAAGAAAGAGGUGCAAUUUACUAAAGUACGUUGCAAUCGUAAAUGACUGCUUUGUUCGGCAGGGCGCGCCGUGAGUAAACUGUUCGGAACAAGUGGUCGGAUAUUGCCGUCGUCCGUCGACUGCUGAUUGUUGCUCUUCUGGCUGGUGGUUGGCACAAAAUUACCGUCAGCGAAGAUGAGUUGCAAUGAUAAGAGCGACGGCAUUUCGCGCGAGGAAUGGCAGAGCCGCCUGGAAUCAUUUCCGUUCCAGCAGAGUAACAUCAACAAGCUCAUCAUGAACUACUUGGUAACGGAGGGCUUUAAAGAAGCUGCCGAGCAAUUCCAGAGUGAGUCCGGCGUGGCACCGACGGUCGACCUCGGUUCGCUCGACAGCCGAAUCCUGAUCAGGGAGGCGGUGCAGAACGGUUAUGUGCAGGAGGCGACUCAUCUUGUCAAUCAGCUCCAUCCGGAGCUCCUGGACAACGAUCGCUACCUGUACUUCCACCUGCAACAGCUCCAUCUCAUUGAACUUAUUCGUGCCGAAAAAAUCGAAGAAGCGCUUACCUUUGCCCAGACGCAGAUUUCGGAGGCCGGCGAAAACGAUCCGGCAGUACUAGACGAAGUGGAGCGCACGCUGGCCCUGUUGGCGUUUGAAAAACCACACCACAGCCCGUUCGCCGAUCUGCUGGAGCAGACGCACCGUCAGAAGAUCGCCAGCGAACUAAACGCGGCCAUCCUUAAGAUAGAACUGCAAGAGCAAUCUAGCCCGCGGAUGAUCAACAUUCUGAAGCUAAUUCGCUGGGCCCAGGGUGAGCUGGAUAAGAAAGGCGUCAAAUAUCCCAAGAUGAUCGACCUCUCGAUGGCGGUGAUCGAUCCUAAGUUUGAGGGUAAAUAGCACGCUGGGUCCUAGGGUGGUACCAUGUAUUGGCAAGUGCAUGCAAGGGCUUGUACAUACAAUUUUGAUUCAUUUCUGUUUCAACAUAAAAAAGCAUUGCCAACAUAGCAAAUUGCUGAUCCUUUUACUUCUUUUCUUUGUUUUUUUUUCUAACCAAAUGAUUCCAAAGCCUCCUACUGUGCAAGCCCGCGUCAACUCACGUUAAUAUUUCAGCGAUUGUGAUAACUUUGAUUCAUAUGACACGAAUCACGUCAGUCAGAUUGAAAAGCACACUUCUGUUGAAAUUAUCCACUAAUUUACUAUAAACAAUAGUUUUCCAACGCCACUAGCAAACCAAACCAUUAGCAAACGAUAACAUUAACUGCAUAUGUUCUGAUUUGUACAGUAGUGCACGUGAUAGUCCGUACGUAUGCUACCGCCCUACUUAGCAUGACCCUACUUCAAGAGACGAAGCAAACAUCGACAAACACAUACCAGAGUGUAAGCAAUUGAUUAAAAAUCUAAGAUGGAUUAGAAAUCAAGGAAAUGAACCUAAUAGUGUACUUCAGUCCCAAACACUUUCCGCGCUUUCCGUUCAACUUUAUCAGAACUACACAACUUUGCCUUCCAACUUUGCCAGAACUUGCAAACACUUGCUCAGUACCAGUUAUGUACUAUUAACAGAGGUCUAGACAUAUCCUUCGGAAUCGGAAUCGGCUUGCGAAUGAAUUAAUUUUCGAUGGAUCGCGUGGUUGAAUUAAGUUAUGUGUGCAUGGAAAAGUAAAUCAUUAUUCUACAGUGUGUUGUAAGUGUUAUUUGCAUAUAAUUAUAAGCAUAACGCUAGUGAUUAGAACAGUGAUGUCGUGGAUACUGCCUAAUCAGUUCGCGGGUCAUCAUUUUGAUCCUCGAAGAUACGCUGCCGGACAAGUUCUACGAAUAGUCCAAUUCAUGGAGCCAAUAAGCCUGCUAAGAUGUAAAGACAAGAUAAAUUGGAAAAUACUACAGAAAGCUCAUGAUAUAUUGAUAUUAUGCUCAUGAUACAUGACUAGUUUACUCGUAUAAUUUCAGUAACAUUAUUUUAUUCUUAUUGUUUGUCGUUAAACAUAAUCGUUUAACCCGACGAUUAAUUACUAAUCGAAACAUCUAGUUUAGAUCUUCACAACAACGUAACAUGUUUAAUUUAUAGGGAAGCACUACUGCUCCAAUUUGUUAUGCGCACCGAGAUGGCACGUUCUCAGUGUAUUUAUAAAUUAUUAUUUUGCUUUAUUUUCAUUAUAUCUACUGUUAUUCUGCAAGCCAACGCUAGAAACAUGGAAACCCUUUACUCUGAAAUGGUAUACCAAUACUAGUUCUGAUUGCAAAGUUAACUUCCUUGUCGUAAUGCGCUUUCAAUCCAUAGUGGUACGAGUUAGCAAAUAAAACGUAUUCCAUUCAAGUGACUACAGGUGUGGGCCCCGGGUUAUAUUAGGUAAUGCAAACAAAAAUAAUGUUGGUUUUUUUUUUAAAUAAAACAUGUGAAUGCAAAAGACAACAAAUAAAACCAGGUGCGUUUUCAUACGAUUAUAA